Messenger RNA from Morchella sextelata, 1278 nucleotides. RefSeq lists its product as uncharacterized. Lineage: Eukaryota; Fungi; Ascomycota; Pezizomycetes; Pezizales; Morchellaceae. Bases 1 to 1278 code for a protein of 425 amino acids. The transcript has 2 exons. The record is from RefSeq and is a predicted model, not a curated record.
AUGAGAUCCUAUGGCUCAACUUUCGCCUGCGCGCUCGCACUCAUCAGCACUAUCUCGGCGGCAGCACUCCCACUCGACACAGUCAGUGAUCUCGUCAGCGACCUUACAUCAAACGCACCAGCACUGGGAUCAGCGCUACCCACACAGGUAACUGAUAUAGUAUCCAGUGACACAGUCUCCAAUGUUGGAAGUGCGGCGAGUGAGGUAAUUAGUGAAAUGAAAGUGUCUAAGGAGGAGUCUGUCGUGGCAAGCAAGGUUUCUUCAGUUGCUAGCUCUGCUGUAUCAGUAGCUGCUGCGGGUGCUGCUGCUCUUAAGAUUUCAAAGGGAUUCCCUUCAGACAUUUUCCCGGGCUUUUUUCAGAACACCAUUUUGACUUGCAAGUACGGUGAUUCUAUUAUUUCAGGAUUGGCAGACCUAAUUGGGAUUUCUUCUAAAGAAGCUGCUUCUGCACCAACCUGUUCCAUCUCAUCAUCCCUCACGGGAAACCAUAUUCUUAUCAUGAUCGACCCAGACGCGACCAACCCCCAACACAUUCACUACCUCCAAACCGACCUCAGCUGCUCCAACAGUACAUCUAAUAACUCCUCGAGUAGUGGAAAGAACACCCUCUCAACAGCUGUCUCGCCAGUACUAGAAUACGCCGGUCCAUCUCUUCCACUAGGCACCGGAUUCCAUAGAUUUACAACCUUCCUAUUCCCUCAGCCGGAGGACUUUAGCCUUGAUGACGACCUUGAUAGAGAGGAUUUUGACAUUGUUGAGUUCGCAUCAGAGCACAAGCUCGGGCUGCCUGUUGGAGCCACCUUCUUUGUUGCGGAAAACCUCACGGGUGACCUUAAGGGCAGCCUGCUAUCAGGGAAUCUCACAAAGGCUCUUCUCGGAAACCUUACACACGGCGCCCUCGGAAACCUAACCAAUGGCCUCUUUGGCGACCUUACAAAGCUCCUUAACGGCACUCUUCUGGACUCGUUCCUUGGUAACCGUACCAACGCAACUCUUCUUGGGUCAUCGUUAUUCGGAAACGGCACGCACGGAAACUCUACACUUGGUAACGGGCAUAACUCUACCGGUAGCGGUGCUUCAAGCACAAAGGAUGGAAAGGAUGGAAAGUCCUCUACUGGCCCCGUUCCCAUCUCGCCUACCGCCAAAGCAAACUCUGAGUCAGUUAGCACCAAAGAUGAUAUUAACGGCUUGUCCACUGGCGGGUCUUCAGCGGUGAUUGCCAACUUUGCACUAGCAGGGUUUGUAGGCAUGGUAACUGUGGGUGUGGCGUACUUGUAG